AUGUCGAGGAUAUGGGCGAGAGUUGUGGGAUUGUUCAGUAGCAAGAGUUUCAUCGGAGUAGACAAGACUGGUAACAAGUACUUCUCCAGAAUGGAGGAGAUUGACGGACUCGUCAAGGAGAAAAGAUGGGUUACCUUUAGACGAGAAGAGGACCCAACCUCUAUUCCUGUUGAAUGGAUAUGUUGGCUAAAUGGGCAGCGAAAAAGAGCGCCGACUACAGAGGAAAUGGCUGAACUUGAAGCAAGGCGUGAGCGUGUGAAGCUUAAUGUUGCUCUUCUCAAGAAAGGAGAGGAGGAGAAGAAAGCCAGAGAAGGCACUGGACGUAAAAUCACGAGCAUCGGUAAAGUUGAUGGUCCAGAUUUGUCAAGCUUUGUUCGCCAAUUUCCACCGGAUUCAAAAGGUGAUAAACCAGAGGAAGCUAGUGAAGAAGCAGAUCAAUCAAGGGCCAAGGAGCAUGAACCUGAGAUAGUAACUGCAGAGCCACCUGAACCAAAGACAACAGAGCCAUCAGGGUCUGGAUCAUCAUUUAGGCCCGGGACAUGGCAGCCACCAUCCUAA
This is a messenger RNA of Microthlaspi erraticum, 558 nucleotides long. NCBI's taxonomy places the organism in Eukaryota, Viridiplantae, Streptophyta, Magnoliopsida, Brassicales, Brassicaceae. The record is from the annotation of a GenBank genome assembly.